CCAGUGCAGGCCAACCUACAGUGCUGUAGAGCUAGCAGGCUAACAUGCUAAAGUAGUUAGCCCUUUCACGUUAUUUGGACUGUUUCGUCCAGAUAAUGUUUAAAAAUACUACAUAGACUAUGAAAACGGGGCGUUUUUCUUUUUAAAAUACAAAGCUCUUUAUUGUUCGAAAGUGCGGUCAAAUGCGCACAUUUGAGGUUUUCUGGGUCAAUGUUUGGCAAGUUAGCUAUAACUAAAGUUCGGACGGUGGUUAGCGAAUUAGCGCAGUUGUAAACUUCUGCUUGCUGUUGUUAGUGAUGCAGCUUCGAUGCUGCAGCUUAAACGUUUCUAUCUUGUUAACGAUAUUGUUUAGUAGCUUGCUUCGUUGUUAAAGUGUAUCACCAACAACUCUGCUAACAGCUCAGACACUUACUGCGACUGUAGCGAAAAGGAACAUUUUACUAGUUCGCACUUUUCGUCGCUGCUAAGCUAGCUAGCUACUACUUUGGUUAGCUAGCUAGCUAGCUUGGCUAGCUCCGAAGCUAAAUGCUUCUCCCGAGAAUGGACCUUUUGAGCCACCAAUUUAUGGAUAAAAUGAACAACAACAUCGGAAGACUUCACUACGAUUCAUAUGAUGAUGAUUCAGGGGACUCCAGGAUGCACGCUUUGUCCUCUUCAGUGGGAAGCAGCAGGACAGGCACACCGAUUAGUCCAGUUAAAAGAAAGUAUGAUGAUGAACAAGUUGGAAACAGCCACGACUACGACACUGAACAAAUGGCAAAAAUGAGUCGCCUACUUACAUCUCAUCUGGGAGCUCCUUCCAAUGGAGAUAGUAGGCAAGAACCUUGGAAUCACUGCCCCAACGCUUUUGAGCACGCCUCCUCUGCCAUCAGUGGCCUCCAUGGAAACCGUCUGUAUGCUCCCUUUCCUGUUUUUGCAAUGGAGCAGCCGCUCGCGUUGACCAAAAACAGCAUGGACACUGCUAGGUCCAAUCUUCUCUCACCACUUGGCUCUGCAGAACGUCAGCAGAAUCGUCCUUCUGUGAUAACAUGUGCCCCUGCGAGCAACCGCACAUGCAAUCUCUCGAACUGUCACAUGUCUCCGAAUAGUGGCAGCUCUGGAGUGACUAACGUAAAGAGCAAGACUAAUGCUAACACUGUCUGUGACCCUGUGAUAGAAGAGCAUUUCCGUCGCAGCCUAGGCAAGAUCUACAAGGAGCCAGAGCCGGCCUCUAACUCUGUGUCCAUCACGGGAUCUGUGGAUGAUCACUUUGCCCAGGCGUUGGGUGAGACCUGGUUGCAGAUCAAGGCGAAAGGCAGUGGCUCCGGAAGUCCUGAGUCUACUUCAUAAAGGCCAAGUAUUCCCCAAAGAAACCUGUUGAACCAUGGUUGGUUUUUCCUGUGUUAAGGCUUUUUCACACCAAGUCUGGGUGUUGUUUUUUGUGAGUAUGUGGAAAAUGUGUCAAAAUUACAGUUCCACUUUUUUGUUGUUUUUUUUUGUUUUGCUAAGCAGGCAGUGUUUGAGUGUUGCAUCUUCAGAUGUUCUAGUAGGCUUUUGAUUUGUAUAAGUAUCUUUUUUUUUCCUCACAGUUUUUUCUUACAUAAUCUGGCAACAAGACCUCUGCUGAAUUUAGAAACUGUGGCUUAAAACUGUCAGUGAAAAUGUAGCCUUACUGAGUCAGGCUUGUAGAAAACCCAGAGACUAAGUUCUGUAAAAGAACCACUUACCCCAGUGGUUCCCAAUAUUGGAUUACUUAUGCCUUACAUAUUUCAUAGUGAUGCUAAUUACUUUCCUUUAUUACAUUAAAAUACUUUAUAAAAAGCCAGCAUCAGAGAACAAUAGAAAAUAAAGGCACUGAACAGUUAAAGGAACAAAUAAUGUGAGUAAAAAUUACUAUAAUGAGUAAAACAAGGAACUGUAGGUCAACAAAACAUAAAAAGUGGGUUUUCCCUGAUCUAACACAACUGCCCCUACUACUCAAUUAACAAGUGCUUCCUGAGUUGAAGUUGGUGUAUUUAAGAGCAGAGAAAAUGAUCAAGUUUGCAAGGCAGGAACCAGGAUUGGGAACCAGUGGACUGCACUGUAGAAUGAAGAGCUUAAAUGAUGUAGAAGCUCAGUUAUGUGCCAUUAGAAGUUGGUUAGUUCUAUACCUGUCUGUGCGGCGAAGCGAUACCAGUGAUUUAAGUGCUCUCUGGUUAAAAGGGAAUUCCACUGAUUUGUUCAAAAUUUCUUCAUAAUUUCUUCAUAAUUCAAUAGUUAAGACGUGAUGGUUUGAUGUGAAAUGGUUAAUUGUGGAGAAUCUUACUGACUCAGAUUUCUUUACAGUGGUGGUGAUGGGAACUGGGCUCACAAUGUCUACAACACAAAUAUAGCCAUUUUAUUUACUAUCACCAGUGAACAUACACAAGUCUUCCAAGUUUUUUAUGUAAUGCUGAUAAUGGUGAAGAGUAGUAAAUAUGAUGUUCUUUGGAGACUAUUUUAAAAAAACUUGCUGUGAGGGAGCUUUAAGAGGUAGUAAACUCUGCAAAUGUCUCGUUUCUGUCAACAUUGGUAUAAAUUAUUCUGUCUGGGCAAGUUUCUUUAGAAUGACACACUUCACAUCACUCUGAAUGACAUCUUCAGCUUUUAAUUAUGCAGAACGUUUUGAAAAUCAGUGAGUUUUCACUUUAAUGAAAUAGUUGAAAAUCUCCAUGCGUAGUCAAGGAAAUAGGAAAUUUUGCUCGUAACACCUUCUUUUUGCAGAAAAGAUCUGAUCUUUUCUGGAUCUCACAUCAUAUUCAUAUAGGACUACCCCCUGAAUGUCCUUAGAGCAUUGGUACCUCAUGCAACUAUUAGGAUGCAGUUUGAAAAGGACAUAAUAAGGGUGGACAACCAAAGUCGAGACAAGUGCUUUAGCUCUGUGUUCCAGAAUGUCACUUUCAACUGUGCUUCUUUUAUCUUCUUUCAUCUCCAUGUGACCUACAUGUUUCCAGAAGUCAAAUUUCUCCUCUGUAAUGCUAAUUAUUCACUUAUUUACCAAGGAGAUGAGUGCUGGAAACUGAAAUUUCCUUUCAUAUCUCCUUAAGUGGAAUAAGUCAUCACUUACUUUAGUGUAUCUUUUGCAGAAGAGGGUCACAUGGUUGGAUGACACCCAUGAACAGUGUCCAUGCAUUCACUAAACAGAAUGUCCCAAUACUCCGUUGACCAAAGUGGAAAAAAAGGUUUUGGGGAUUCUGCCAGCAUCUGGAUGUUGCUGUUUAGUAAAUGUUGGUAAUGUAGACCGUUAUGCUACAUGUGGAUGUGUAAUGUGCUUUCUCUGUAGCCUAAACCUGAAACACUACAAGAACUUUUUCAGAUCGAUUGAUUGGCGGUCGUGUUCGGCCAUACUCUUUGAUGUGUGGGAUGUAGUUGGCUAGAAUAUGCAGCAGUGUCCCCUGUACUGAAGGAAAUAUGUGUUUUCUUGAUGCUCCUGUUAGAGGGACAACUUCAGCCUUUUGUCACAUGGUUUUAGAGGAUUGUCUUGCUAGUUGGGACAUGGUGUGAAAAAAAAAAAUAAAAAAAAAAGGGAAAUUCGAACAAUAGCAGGGCAUGAACAAUUUUGAGUAGCAUCUGGUGUUGGUAUCUUGUACGACUUGCAAGCAAUUUGGUGAUAGCCGAUGGCGUUAUAGGAAUUCCACAGAAUUUUCUAGUUUUCUGCAUAAUUAAAUCACUGAGACGUAAGCAAUAGUCAUUCAGAAGGGCGUGAUUUGAAAAGAAAAAUGUGAAACUUUUGUUUUUCUGUUUUUUUUUGGGGGGGCGGGACUCUUGCCUUAAAAGUGUGUUUUAUACCAAAAAUCUUAGCAAAAAAACAGUCCAAAUAGCAUCCAGGCAUCAGGCAGUUUUAUAUAAUUUUAUGUAAUGAAAUGAUAACGUACGGUACCUUUUAGAGGUUACAGAUGUCUGGUUCCUGUCACCACCACUGUGAACAAUUCUGAAGUUUUUGUCGAAACUGCAUCAUUUCAGUCAUCCACUCUGAAUGACUUUGUUUACAUCCUAAUCAUUAAAGUAUGCAAAAUUAUUCAAAUCAGUGGAAUUUCCUAUCAGGUAGGCCUACCAAAGAAGUCUUUUACCAUUUUGGCUGUGUUUUUUGUGGCACACUUUGGUCCCCGAGUAGAUAUUUGCUCUCAUGUGUUGCAAGUUAUGUGUAAAUUAGAUAAGCCGUUUCGCAUUAAUAGGUUUGAGAAAUUGCAGAUUCUGUGAUUGAGUCACGUUUUUUGUUUGUGUUUUGAAAUUGUGGAGUGCUUUCUUUAAGUGAUACACAUUUUUGUAAACACUGAGUGAGAGACAUUUAAAAAGUAUUGUUAAAUGAGUUAAUCCUUAGAAAAACUUAAGUCAUGCAGUAUCCACUGUUUUGGUAUGUCUAAACCCUUGCUAAGCCAUCUUGUGCUUAGGACCAAGGACAUACUCAAAUGCUUUAAUAUACAGUCCCCACCCUGACGUAUGCAUACAAACUAUUCAUACACUAUUUGUAUUUUUAAAAAAAAAUACUCUGCUUACAUGCAUAUUUCCGAUAGCUGGUAUCUAUUACAGACACUAUCUUUAUACUGUUCAUUCUUAGAUUCUGUUUAUUUUUAUCAGUAGAAAGUCCUGCUGCUGGAACAGUAUACUCAAUAUAUUUUUUUAACAAAUUUCUUUAGAUAUGUUGGCACCUAGCUUUGAAGCACAGCCUCUGGAAAGGCAUCUAAAUGCAGUAUACAUGGCUCGGAUGAUUUUUGUUUUUUUAUUAAUUCAACCGUAAUACAGAUGUCUAAAGCUUCUUAACAGGACUGAGGUAGAUGAUCGUCUGUAUAGUGAUCCACUUACAGCUGUUCUCAUUACGAUGCCAAUCAUAUAGCUUUUCUUUACACUGCAGUGAUGUAAUCUGUAUGCAACUAGGCCUAUAUUUAACAACCUCUUUGGGGUAUUUUUGUGCAAAGACAGCAUAUGUACCUUCCUUCCGGAGCAGUACAGCAUUUUCCCCUCCCUGAAAAUCGUAGAGAGAGGGCGUAUCAAAAAAUCAUGCUUGGUCAGGCUUUCUCCCCGUGUGCAACAUUUUGAUUUAUGCAUUUUUCCUUCUGUCUUUUCUAAUUAAAGUAAGAUUCUCAGUAUGUGUAUAGUUAAAGGUCUCUAGUAUUAGAUUUUAUGCUCUUUCUGACGUAGAAUGAGUCGUUUGUUUAGCGGCCAUAAAAUGUUUCCUGCUUUACAUACAUUACUGUGCAAAAGUCAGAAACCACUCUUUAUUUAAUUUCCAAUGUAAAUGGCAAGUACAAGUUAUUAAUUUUUCUGUGUCAAAAAUGCAUGUUUGUACCAGAAAAGUAUACAGAAGCUUCAACAACUAAUACAAUAGUAAAAAUAAAAAGUCAGUAUGAAGUAUGUCCACCAGUUUUUGUAAGAAAUCUGACACAUUUGGUGGUCUACCAGGUCUUGCAUGGUUGUUAGGAGUCUCAUUUUGUCAUCAUUCAUUCAGUCUUUUAAUUUGUUUUAACUCUAGUUUUCCUUUGACUUUCUCCUUCCUUAUGGAAGUGGAUUAUCUUAUAUCUAAUCUCCUUAAAAAUAUAUCCAGAAAAAUAAAUAACUUGUACUUAAUGGCUGUUUUGACUAGAAAAUAAAUAAGUAAAGGGUGGUAAAGUAAUUUGACAUUGACUUUACACGCCAAAGCAAAUACUAAUUCCUCUGUUUUUUUUUCAGACUUGCCUGUUUAUUCUAUAGCAAAUAAUUCAAAUUAAUUUUUUUUCCGUUUAAUAUAAAAUGACCAUCAUUACGCAGUGCGUGAUGAAUGACCAGUUUUUUUUUUCUUUUUGACAUUUUAAACUACACUUCACUUUGUCUACAUAUUUAAUAUCCAUUACUCGUUUCGCAUGCCUAUCUCCCCCCCCUCUUUUCCUCCUUAAAAAAAGUUGAUCUUUUUUUUUCCAGAGUACCUGUCAAAGGUCAGUUGACUGCCAAAAUAGUUUGGUGCAAAGUAUGAAGAAUAUUAGUUGUCAGUUUGUUUCUUUUUGGUGAUUAGAGGCCGCUUCCGAAUCAUGUGUUUGACAUGGUUUGUCCUACAUGGAAAUGGUUGAAAUGGCAGAGGCUGCGUCCUCGCUUUUAAGAGUUAUGUUAAAAAGAAAUAGUCAGAAUAUUAUAGCUAGUCUAUAUGUAACUCUAUUUACUUUUUGGCUUUAUUUUUUUCUUACAAGUGCCACUUUUGUAUUCAUUAAACCUGAGAAAAAUAAAAGAAUCUUUUAACAAA
Messenger RNA from Colossoma macropomum (tambaqui), 6208 nucleotides. It is a transcript of the gene vgll4a, whose product is annotated as vestigial-like family member 4a. The record is from RefSeq and is a predicted model, not a curated record. Bases 526 to 1329 code for a protein of 267 amino acids. NCBI's taxonomy places the organism in Eukaryota, Metazoa, Chordata, Actinopteri, Characiformes, Serrasalmidae. The transcript is spliced from 5 exons. Gene Ontology annotation, molecular function: transcription coactivator binding. Gene Ontology annotation, biological process: negative regulation of DNA-templated transcription.